AUGCGAUUCGACGAAGGUAACGAACCCAACGGGGCUGGAUGCGUGCCGGAACCGGAUCCACGCUACGGGGCACGCUUCCCGUGGCCGUUCACGUGGACCACCGGCAUCCGGCAGCCACCGCUGAAUCCGGGCGACAUGGCAAACCUGCACGAGCGCAUCAACCACCUGCGGCCGCUCUGGUUCGAGGGCUUUCAGUUGAACGUGACGCGAAGCUGCGGCGUGAACCGAACCUUCGGGGCCAGCUGGGCCUUGAGCCACGUGACACCGACAGGCUUCCGGUUUGGUGGCCACUUCCAGCGACGGUGCAGUGACAGCGUGCUGAAAACGCCACUUGUAGCGUUCGAUGUGAACCCAACCACGCUGUGUUCGAACCUGCUGCUGCUUUACCGGCCAGCGCGCUCUAUCGGCCUCGAGCUGGCCCUGCAGCUGCAACCAGGCGAGUGGCCUUUCGUGGACGAGAUGGCACUGCAACACACGGGCCUCAGCCGGACGACGACCGUGCGCUGUACCAUGCCGGGUUCGCUUGAGUCGUACCGUGUCAGUCUGGAUCACCUGGUCAGCCUGAACGAUCGGUUGUGCUUUGGUACGGAAGUCCUCUGCGAAUGCUAUCGGGGCGCGUAUCACACCAACGUGGCCUUUGCCGGACGCUACAAUCGGGAAAAAUGGACGCUGGCCGCCACCGUCUCGCCGGAAGCGUUCGAUGUGAGCUACUGGCAAAAAGUGUCCGACUCGCUGCAGAUGGGCUCGUCAAUGAUUGUGAACCAGCGGCAGAACCGAGCGCUCGGCAGCGUGUGCUAUCGGCUGGAGUAUGCGAACACCGUGAUCCGCGGUUCGUUCGAUUCCGACUGGACGGUUGGCUUCACGUACAGCAGGAAACUCGUGCCGGCCGCAUUCACCGCUUGCCUGAGUUUGUUGUUUUGCGUUCCGAAAAAUACGUUUCAGUGUGGAUUUCGGAUUGAUUUGGAUUCUAAUUUGCUGUGA
Messenger RNA from Anopheles nili, 981 nucleotides. Its product is annotated as mitochondrial import receptor subunit TOM40 homolog. Gene Ontology annotation, biological process: protein import into mitochondrial matrix. Bases 1 to 981 code for a protein of 326 amino acids. The record is from RefSeq and is a predicted model, not a curated record. Gene Ontology annotation, molecular function: transmembrane protein transporter activity. Gene Ontology annotation, cellular component: mitochondrial outer membrane translocase complex; mitochondrial outer membrane. The transcript is spliced from 4 exons. NCBI's taxonomy places the organism in Eukaryota, Metazoa, Arthropoda, Insecta, Diptera, Culicidae.